This is a messenger RNA of Dracunculus medinensis (Guinea worm), 915 nucleotides long. The record is from the annotation of a GenBank genome assembly. NCBI's taxonomy places the organism in Eukaryota, Metazoa, Nematoda, Chromadorea, Rhabditida, Dracunculidae.
AAUUCCAUGCCACUUUUGGUGAUAACUGGGCCUCCAUGUUCAGGGAAAACGACAGUUGUUGAAAGGGUUGUCAAAUUUCUUUACGCGAAAGGAUUUGAUCGAAUAGAAAUAGUUGCAGACGAUCGAAAUGCUUUUUUUUUAAGGAAUUUUUAUAAUGAUUCAUAUAGAGAACGAGAACAUCGAGCUAUUUUGCGAUCCGAGGUGCAGCGAAUUUUGACCAAAGAUAUUUUUGUUAUUUGCGAUUCACUGAAUUAUAUAAAAGGAUUUCGAUAUGAAUUAUUUUGCAUUGCAAAGUUAAUGCAAACAACUUUUGCUGUGGUCCACUGUGAUGCUUCCGCCCAAACUUGUAUUUACUAUAAUAAUCAGCCAGAAAAUCUUGAAAAAUACGAAGAGAAAACUAUUAUUGAUUUGCUUUCUCGUUAUGAGCGACCAGAAUCGAAAAAUCGAUGGGAUUCUCCUUUAUUUACUUUAUCCAUUGGAACUCGGCAGGAUUCUAGGACAUUUGACGAAGUUCCUGUAACAAAUGAUCUUAUUCAUCCUGGUCCGCGACUUGUUGAUCUGCCUGUUGAUCAGAUUUUUUCUUGUUUGAUCCAGGGAAAAAAGUUGGAGGCAAAUAUGAGUACGGAAAAUCCACCACUGUUGUCAUCUGAUUUUCUGCAAGAAGUAGAUAAUGUGACGCAAAAAAUCGUGCACCAUAUUGUUGAACAACAGAGAUAUGCUGCAGUGGGUAGUUACAUAACUGUACCAUACUGUGGAAUAGAAAAUAAGGAAAAGAUAUUAUUUAAGCGACAAAGAAGCAUCGCUGAGUAUUCUCGUUUACGGCGAAAAUUUGUUAAUUAUAUGAAAACCCACCCAAUUGAUGGCAAAUCGCGUAUCGCUGUACUUUUUGUAGACUUUUUGAAUUCUGGUUCGUAA